Messenger RNA from Megalops cyprinoides (Indo-Pacific tarpon), 1700 nucleotides. It is a transcript of the gene irx1a, whose product is annotated as iroquois homeobox 1a. Gene Ontology annotation, molecular function: DNA-binding transcription factor activity, RNA polymerase II-specific; RNA polymerase II cis-regulatory region sequence-specific DNA binding. The record is from RefSeq and is a predicted model, not a curated record. NCBI's taxonomy places the organism in Eukaryota, Metazoa, Chordata, Actinopteri, Elopiformes, Megalopidae. Gene Ontology annotation, cellular component: nucleus. The coding region runs from base 167 to 1543 and encodes 458 amino acids. Gene Ontology annotation, biological process: cell development; regulation of transcription by RNA polymerase II; neuron differentiation. The transcript has 4 exons.
UUGAUCUGAUCACAUCCAACGGACGGACUGCAAAAGGGAGAGACUGAGAUUUAAGGAGAGCAGAAGGUUUCUUACCCGCUCGCCUGUAUUUGAGCGCUUCCAGUUUGACUUCUUGAUUUUUCUUUCUCAGUUUCGAUACGACUUUGCCUAAGAUUUGGUGUAGGAGAUGUCCUUUCCCCAGCUGGGCUACCCUCAAUACUUAAGCACCACCCAAGCGGUGUAUGGAGGUGAUCGUCCGGGGAUGUUGGCUACCUCUGCCCGUGGAGGAAGCUCUGACAUCGCUGCAAAUCCGUCCGCUACAGCCGCCGCGGUCACAUCGGUGCUGGGCAUGUAUGCAAACCCGUACACUACCCACAACUACAGCGCCUUUCUACCAUACACCAGCGCGGACUUGGCUCUCUUCUCGCAGAUGGGUUCCCAGUAUGAACUUAAAGACGGUCCCGGUGUCCAUCCGGCCAGUUUUGCUGCCCAUACGUCUCCUGCCUUUUACCCGUAUGGGCAGUUCCAAUACGGAGACCCUGCCAGACCUAAGAAUGCCACAAGGGAGAGCACCAGCACAUUGAAGGCCUGGCUCAACGAACAUAGGAAAAAUCCCUACCCGACGAAAGGAGAAAAGAUCAUGCUGGCUAUCAUCACUAAGAUGACCCUUACGCAGGUCUCCACUUGGUUCGCGAAUGCCAGGAGGAGACUCAAGAAGGAGAACAAGGUGACUUGGGGUACUAGGAGCAAAGAGGACGAAGAUGGCAAUAUAUUUGGGAGUGAUAAUGAGGGCGAUGCGGAGAAAAAUGAAGACGAAGAAAUUGACUUGGAGAGCAUAGACAUUGACAAGAUUGAUGAAAACGAUGGGGAGCAAAGCAACGAUGACGACGACGAGAAAUCCGAAGGGAGGGAUCGGAGAGAGUUGGACAGUUUGGAGAAAAGACGCGCUUUGGUUCUUCAAGAGCACGAAUUUGACAAAUCAAAAGACGGCAUUUCCAUCGGCAAAGAACAGUCUAAUAGUAACAACAUCAGCACAAAAGUACUUUCUCCUAGCAGUCAAGGUAGCUUCCAGUUGCCUGUAAACAAUAAACCUAAAAUAUGGUCGUUAGCAGAGACUGCAACUAGUCCCGACAGUUCCCAGAAACCCAUGUCACCCUCUGUUCCGGCUAGUCACGCUUCGCCCCAGAUCCAGCACCCGGCCUUUCUUCCCAACCAUGGACUUUACACGUGCCAGAUCGGAAAGUUCCACAACUGGACAAAUGGCGCUUUCCUCGGCCAAAGUUCCCUGUUAAACGUCAGGUCCUUCCUGGGAGUAAAUCAGCAUCAUCACAAUCACAACCUCCACGCACUGCAGCAGCCGCCCGCGGUGGUUGUGUCGUCUGUCUCUUCUCUCGCGAGUGAGAAAGCGUCAGAGGAACUGAGUCCGAAACACAUAGAACAUGAACAUGUCCAAAUGCGCGAAUCCCCGACACAACCAUUACAGUCAUCCUUUCGACCGGUGCAUGAAAGCUCCCGGCAUCAGCAAACAACGCAACGAGUUCUUACGGCUCUCUCUUCGGCCUGAUCAAGAUCUGGGGAAAAAAGACUAAACGAACCAAUAAAAGGACAAUUUCACUGUAGCAUUAUUCAAAUGAUACUGAACAACUGACUUAAUUUCACAAAAAAAAACUGUUGUUGGAUUGCUCUUAUUGUUGUACACUACCACUCGUUUUGCUUUCCUU